Molecule: messenger RNA, 1384 nt
Organism: Uranotaenia lowii
Lineage: Eukaryota; Metazoa; Arthropoda; Insecta; Diptera; Culicidae
Product: zinc finger protein 888-like
Exons: 2
Coding region: 140-1315 (391 amino acids)
Biological process (GO): regulation of transcription by RNA polymerase II
Cellular component (GO): nucleus
Molecular function (GO): DNA-binding transcription factor activity, RNA polymerase II-specific; RNA polymerase II transcription regulatory region sequence-specific DNA binding; zinc ion binding
Source: RefSeq, a predicted model, not a curated record
UUCAUGUGAAGAGUUCUUUCAGUGUGUAAACAAAACAUAUUUCAGGUACUCCUGAAAUUAAAGAAGCGAACAAAACGCCCACUUUCUGCAUUCCAAAUUCACUGGAAAGGUGUUAAAUUGAAGCAUAUUCCCACAAAUCAUGGACGCGACAGCCGUAGCUACUCUGCUUGAAAUCCCCAGCAAUGAUCCAACUUCAUACUGUCGUUUGUGCUUAUCUGGAGCACUGGUGGAACCAUUGUACCUGAAUGAGCCAAGACCAAAUGUAAUCGAUUUGAUAGCAAAGAAUGUUCAAGUUCUGCUAGCAGAUGAACAAGAUUUUCCAUGUGCUGUUUGCCAAAACUGUCGCUUUAAACUUGAAGAUUUCGAGCGUUUCCGAGAUCAGUGUCAAAAAUUGGAUCAAUUCGUUCGAACCAGACGUAGGGAAUUGGCGAUAUUACAAGAAGCUAUAUCCGCACAACAGUUAGAAGCCGCAAAUAGCCUAGUUGCUGCUGAAGAAAUAGCCAUCAAAGCUGACCCAGAAGCGCUACUGGGAGACGAUGAUAGCCUCCCAUAUGUGCUUACAGAUGAUAGUUGGCAUCGAUGUAAAUUCUGCUCAGAAGCAUUCCAGAGUUUGUCCGUACUAUUGGAGCAUUUUCGUAUGAGACAUCCAGAUGAGUCUAAGCUGUACAAAUGCCCGCAUUGCGCGCAGUCGUAUGCUGCUAUUGAAGCGGCAAAUACCACUUGUAACCCAGCGUAUAAAUGUGAUUCAUGUGAUGCAGGUUUCAGCCAUCGUGUUGGGUUGGCUAGACAUAAGGAACGGUAUCAUGACAAGACAUCACCGAAUUACACAACCGAGCGCUUCAAAUGUGAUCACUGUCCUAUGUUAUUCGUCGAUAUGAAGCACCGAUCACGUCAUCAACUGCAAACACAUAUGGGUUGUCCAACGAGUGGUUCUUCAAAGUCAUCAGCCCAAGUGGACGGCAUUCACGUGUGCGAGAAAUGCGCUGUAACGUUUUCUCCCUACCAAGCCCUACUGGUUCACAUUCAGGAGCAUCACUGGAACGACCCACCGGAGGAUACCUUCAGCUGCUCAGUCUGCUCGAAGUCAUUCGACAAGCGACGUUUGCUACAGUACCACAUAUUGGUCGCUCAUCUUGGGCAAAUUCCGUAUGCGUGCAAUCAUUGUGGCGAAUGGUUUCGCACUAAAUCACAUCUGAAACAACAUAAGACCAUGUUCCAUGAGCGACCGAUCGCUGGCCCAGGAGAUGCGAGCCGAUGUGAAUAUUGCGGUCAAACCAUGGAAGAAAAUGAUGAAAUGAAAGAUAAUGUACAGUAGAUGUUAAUAUUCUGUAAUUGAUGUUCUCAUGUAUACCUGAAUAAAAUCUUCAGUGCUGAUCUUGUGGAA